Eucalyptus grandis is the source of this 2705-nucleotide messenger RNA. RefSeq lists its product as uncharacterized. The coding region runs from base 90 to 2015 and encodes 641 amino acids. The record is from RefSeq and is a predicted model, not a curated record. The transcript has 12 exons. NCBI's taxonomy places the organism in Eukaryota, Viridiplantae, Streptophyta, Magnoliopsida, Myrtales, Myrtaceae. Gene Ontology annotation, cellular component: MICOS complex. Gene Ontology annotation, biological process: cristae formation.
CUCCUUCUCUACUGCGAUUACAACGAUCCGCCAUUGACGAACGACGGCGCCACCGUCGAACCGAAUGAAACGAAUCAACUGAAGAAGAGAUGAUCCGGUCGAUUCUGGAAUCGCCCGCCCGCCGAUCCUUCGGAAGGAUCCCGAGGCGAAUCGCCGGUCAGAGGUCCUUGUAUCUUUCUUCAAGAAGGGAAUUUUCAACUGCUUCUCCACAAAAUGCAUCAACUGGGAAACCAGGAAAGGCACCUGAGUCUGGAAGUUCGUUACCGAAGUUCAUUUUGGGAGGUGUUGCCGUCAGCGCUGCUUUCAUGGCAGCUUAUCAAUCUGGCUACUUAGAUCAGAUGCUUGGUAAAGAGAAGCAUGAUUCUCUCGAGACCUCUAGGAUUGGUCUUGAUUUUAAAAAUCAGGAUGCAAGUUCUCAAGAUGCAAAAUCCGUCCAUCAUUUCAAAGAGGAAGAAGUUUUAACGGGUAGUGAAGUGCCUAAAGAUUUGAGUCCUCAAAUGGGUGAUGGGGGGAAGGAUGAAAUUCAGCCAGUUGCUCCUCAAUCUGAUGCUUUAAAUGAGACUAAGAUUGAUAUUGAGUCUUCCUCACAAGAUAAAUCUGAAGUCACGCUUGGAGAAAGUAACACAUUGAACCAACAUAAAGACUUGCCCACAGGUGAUGCAGUUUCUAAUGUUGAAAGCACAGAUUCUGCAAUAUCAUCUGAAGGCAGUCCUGAUACACAAGGCCCAACGAUUAGCAUAAGUAAGCUACCAGAUGAAGAAGUUAAAGUUGGGGAAUUAUCCGACCAGGCUACUUUAGUAACCAACCUUGAUGAGGCAAAAGUAAUGCCUCAUCAGGAUCUUGUAGCAGAAGAGAGACAGGAGGAUGCAUCUGGUCAUUUUAUUGAAACACCGGUUUCUCUUCUUGAAUCAUAUCAUCUUGAGGAUAAAUCCGAAGGGAGACCUCCCUCUUCUCUUGAUAGAGACAUUGACAUUGAGGCUUUUGCUAGUGCAAUUGAGGAGUCAAAUGAUGGUGCAGCUACCAAAGAUGGAAAACUGAUUCUUGAUUUCUUACAAGCAAUUCAUGCAGCUGAAAAGAGACAAGCUGAGUUAGAUGCUCAUCAAUUUGCUGAAGAAAAGAGAAAAAUGAAGGAGAAGCACGAGAAGGAAUUGAAAGAUGCAAUUGCUAGAGACCUUAUGCAUGCAGAAGAGGCUGCAUUACUAGAUAAGGAACUGAAAAGAGAGAGGGCAAAAGCAGCAGCUGCUUUGGCAGCUCUUCAGCAGAAGUUGGAAGAGACACACAGAUUGGAAGUAGAGCUAAAGGAGAGUGAAGCAGAAAUGAAACUGAAAAAAGCGGAGGAAUUGGCAAAAGCAGAAAUGGUUUCUGCAAUUGCACGUGAGAAGGCUGCUCAGAUUGAGAAAAUGGCAGAAGCGAAUCUCCAUAUAAAUGCUUUAUGCAUGGCAUUUUAUGCUCGAUCUGAAGAGGCUCGGCAGAGUCAUUCUGUUCAUAAGCUCGCUUUGGGAGCACUCGCGCUGGAAGAUGCUCUUUCCAAAGGGCUGCCUAUUAAGGCAGAAAUAGAAGCUUUGCAAACCUAUCUUGACGGUAUAGACAAAGAUUCAGUUUUGGAUUUGGUCUUAUCAUCUCUUCCAGAAGAAACAGUUUUCCAUGGCACUGAUACUGUACUGCAAUUGAACCAUCAGUUUGAUACAUUAAAAGGGACGCUCCGACACUUCAGCUUUAUUCCACCUGGAGGUGGUGGCAUCUUGGCUCAUUCUUUAGCACGGGUUGCUUCAUGGUUGAAGGUCAAAGAAGGUGGCCGUUCUGAUGAUGGGAUCGAAUCCAUCAUUAGUAGAGUAGAGAGCUUCUUGGCAGAAGGGAAACUUGCCGAAGCAGCAGAUGCUCUUGAGGAAGGUCUACAAGGAAGCCAAGCAGCCGAGAUAGUCCGUGUGUGGGUCAAGCAGGCAAGGAAUAGGGCAAUUGCCGAGCAAGCCCUAACUCUGCUUCAGUCAUUUGCCACUUCAGUUAGCCUCACUUAAACUGCAAUAACCCAAUCUCACUUGAGGCAUGUCCCAUAAUAUCUGCAGACCCCAUAAAGAUACAUCGCGGGAAAUUGAGCAAUGUCCUGAAAUAGGACUGAGUGGAUUUUUUAACACCAUAACUUUGGCUACUGAACCUGAACAAAUCUGUUCAGUGUGGCAAGCCAUUUUCGUUAUUCCGUCUUAACAAGGAAUUGCUCUGAGGUUGUCCUACUUCGACUGUCUGUAGUCUUUUUGAAUAAGAAAAUCUUCUCACAAAUUUGGAUAGAAGUUCUUUUUCCCCAAGGAUCAGCUUACCUUUUCAGGCUGAUGGUGUAUUGAGGAUGAGGACGCUUGUCCUUGCGAACCCUUGAUUCCCUGAAGUUGAUGAGAACGUGUUCAACGGAACGGAAACUCAUAUGUUCCUUGGCGGUUGGCAGACGGAGUCCUGUAUCUGUACAUUGAUUUUGUGCAGCCAGUCUGUUAUAUUCCAAUGUGAAACUGAAUAAGACCCACUAAGCUUUUGGUCUGGAAAUCAUUCUGUCCUCUUUCCAACGUAUUCCUUCGUCUUGCAUUCAUUUCUUUCCAAGCCCCUAUUUGAUAAUUUCUUUCAUCUAGUCAUUGUUCUGUAAUGGCCAUCGAUUAAUACAGCGAUGUAAUCGUAAUUGGCAUGUACUGAAUGAGUGAAAUUGGCGAGUCAAGUUUCUAGUG